Anthostomella pinea is the source of this 1734-nucleotide messenger RNA. The record is from the annotation of a GenBank genome assembly. NCBI's taxonomy places the organism in Eukaryota, Fungi, Ascomycota, Sordariomycetes, Xylariales, Xylariaceae.
AUGUCGGGAGUAACAGCACCAGCCGCCGCACAGAAGACGGCCGGCGGGAACAACGCCUACCAUAACUUCCACAACGACUUUGUCCACAUCUCGGAUCCCAAUGAACGUCGUCGUCUUGCGCUCGCCGAGAUCGACAAGGCCCCAUUCGGCUGGUACCAUGUCAGAGCCUGUGUUGUUGCCGGUGUCGGUUUCUUCACUGAUUCCUACGACAUCUUCGCUGUCAGCUUGUUGAACAUAAUGCUGGGAAUCGUAUACUUCCAGAGCAGCAAAGGCAAGCUGCCGACCUCGUCCGACAACGCCAUCAAGCUCGCGACCUCUGCCGGAACCGUCAUAGGACAGCUGGGCUUCGGGUACCUCGCUGACCACGUCGGACGAAAGAAGAUGUAUGGUCUUGAACUUAUUGUCAUCAUUUUUGCUACUCUUGGCCAGGCCCUCACCUCUGGCUCGCCCUCCGUCAACGUCAUUGGUCUCAUCAUCUUCUGGCGCGUCCUACUUGGCGUAGGUAUUGGAGGAGAUUACCCGCUGUCCAGUAUCAUCACGUCCGAGUUUGCGACUACCAGAUGGCGAGGCGCGAUGAUGGGCGCCGUGUUCGCCAUGCAGGGUAUCGGCCAGCUCGUAUGCGCGUUCAUCAUGCUAUUCGUCACACUCGGCUUCAAGCAGGCUCUCUCGGCAUCCCCCAGCAUCGAUCAUUGCGACGGUUACUGCUCGAUUGCCGUCGACAAGAUGUGGAGGACUCUGAUCGGGUUCGGUGCCGUCCCGGCUUGCAUUGCGCUAUACUACCGCCUGACGAUUCCCGAGACACCUCGAUACACCUUCGAUAUCGCCCGUGACGUCGAAAAGGCCGCUGACGACGUCAACGCCUACAUGUCUGGCAAGCACGAGGGUCAGCCCGACGAUAUCGCCCGUAUCCAGGCUCGCACUGCUGCUCAGGCACAGAUAACUGUGCCCAAGGCAAGCUGGAGUGAUUUCUUCCAUCAUUAUGGGCAGCGCAAGAAUGCACUGCUUCUACUUGGUACCGCCGGCUCGUGGUUCUGCCUCGACGUUGCUUUCUAUGGACUGUCCCUGAACAACGCCUCGAUCCUCGAAACCAUCGGAUACUCCACCAAGGGGGCCACAAGCACCUACGAGUACCUUUACAACACCGCUAUUGGCAACCUGAUCAUUGUCCUAGCCGGCGCCGUCCCGGGCUACUGGGUAUCAGUCGCGACGCUCGACACGCUGGGCCGCAAGACCAUCCAGAUGGGCGGCUUUAUCAUCCUUACUAUCCUAUUUAUCAUCAUGGGCUUUGCCUACAACAAACUCUCGGACAACGGCGGCAACGGCCUGCUGGCCAUCUACGUGCUCGCGCAAUUCUUCUUCAACUUCGGCCCGAACAUGACGACGUUCAUCGUCCCCGGCGAGGUGUUCCCGACGCGGUACCGCUCCACCUCGCACGGCAUCUCGGCCGCCUCGGGCAAGAUCGGGUCGAUCAUCGGCCAGGGCGCCAUCUCGACCCUCAAGAGCCGCGGCGCUCCGAAGGGCUCCACUGCGAGCCCUUGGAUGGACCACGUCCUCGAGAUCUAUGCGCUGUUCAUGCUGCUCGGCGUCUUCACGACGUUGUGCAUUCCGGAGACUAAGCGGAAGACCCUCGAGGAGCUGUGCGGCGAGGACGACUCGGCCGUGGCGGCGCCCCGUGCGAUUGUUGCCGACGAGAGUAGUGCUAGCGGCGGCAGCCAUGGCAAAGACGGGCUCUGA